CUGGUGUUCACUACUCUCUUCUUCAACUCGGCCAAAGAUAGGGUGGUGCCUUUUCUCUGGGGUCUUCUCUGUAGGCCACUGGGACUAAUCUGUAUAGUGAAUGAAUAGGCCUUAACAGCAUAUUCAGCACCCUCUGUUGGGUUAGCUAGGUGGCUUGAUGUAUGUAUGUUUACCAUUUUAAGUGGUGAUUAGUCUUAAGUGAGGCUUUGGAUUUCACUGUUGAAUCUUGUAGACUUACACAUUCCAUUAUGUGCGAAUAUACCAUGUGAGUAUAUGUGAACCUGACAAACUAGCAGAAAACCACAUUCAAAGUUCAACGUUUACCUCCGCAUGAGUACAUGAGUCACCACAAGCCUCAGCGUGGUGGACAGGCUGUGUGAGAGAGCACGCUCAAGUGAGAGAAACGAGCUCAUGCCAUGAGAGCCUGGCGCUCACACAAGAGGACGUCACCUGUCAUCUCGCAGAGCUGCAGCACAUGGCAGCAGAGGACUGGCCCUGAUGAGCACGCUGGGGACUGGUCAGCAGCAGAGGCAGAGGCUCUUGAGAAAUAGCUGAGAAUUACGAGAGCAAAUAAAGGCGAGCAACUGAAGUUGCAUGAGCACAAGUGGUUGGAGGCUCAGCAUGCAGUGAGAUGAAAACUAGAGACAAACGCAUCAAAGGAACCCUGGUUUCUGCAGCAUAAUAAACAUCCAAUGGGGGACAGCGACUGUUUGAGACCUGAUUAGUGUACCUGACCCAGCUGCCUUUUCUUGGCAUUAUGAAAUCCCCGCAGGAUGAGGCUGACCAGGGCUAUGCUACAUGCUGUGCUAAGUCCUCCGUACGGAUGUCCAAUGGGGACUCGGCUCUUGCCAGUGGGCCAUUGGCCCUUCUGCUGCAUCUCAAGGCUUGCCAGGAGGCCUGGGCACCUGGGCCACCCUGGAAUAAAGAUGGCACACAUGCUGCCCUGUGGGGUCGGCCUGCAGGGAGUUUCCUCGUACUGCGAGAUUCUGCUGCUCAGCCAGAACUGCUGUGUUUAUGUGUGGAGAGUGCCAGCGAGCCAGUGCAAGAUUUUCCCAUCCGUCGCACCGGCACAGUGUUACAGCUGACCGAGUCUCACCUGAGUUUUCCUGACCUGGCUCAGUUGGUGGCUUUCUACACUCUAAGCAGAGACGUGCUGCCUGUGUGUCUGCUGGUCCCUGAAUGGAUCUCCAGUCUGGCUGACCCCUCUGAGAGGCAGCCAUCUCAACUUGGACCCAAGUCCUGGCUGUGUCCACUGUCCAACCCAUCUUCAGAUUCCAUAAUGCCUGAGUCGUCAGUGGCGCCGGGAACAGUCCUGUGCACCAUACAGCUGACCACAGCCAGUGGAGCUCUCUGCAUCAUCAACCCACUUUAUUUACAUGAGCACGGAGAUGACUGGCUGUCCCGCACACCAGACACUGCUCGGCAGGGCGGUCAACCCGGUAAGCGAAGGUUUGAAAGGCGGCUCAGCAAAAGCAGACCGUGGGGAGGAGCGGGACUGGUGAAAAACAGAGGACUGUCAUUAGACGAGGACACAUUGCAAAACUCCUCUGAAGCAGUGGGAGCAGGCGUGGGGGCCCCGGUCACUACCUCUACUGGAGUGGUGCUCCGCAGGGCCAGUAGCAGCGCCAGCAACUGUGACCCAUUCCAGCGGUCGUCCACUGGGAGCGCUGUCCUCUACAGCCCAGCGCCACAGUCCCCCCACCGCGUGUCCUGGGUGGAGGGCAACAUGUGGGUGUCCCCCCCGCCCUCCCUCCUCCACCCGCCAUCGCUGGAGCUGGACUCGCUGUCAAUCAGCAGCAUCGAGGAGGAGACCGACUCGGCCUGCUCUAGCCCCGCCCUCUCUCACCAUUCGCGCCUGCCGUUGGCCGACAAGGUGAAGAACCGCCUGUCUGCUGUGGGUCACGCCCUUGGCGGUCUGGUGAACCCCCAGACGCGGCUGACCAAUCGGGUGCAGGAGCUGAGCCGGAGCAGGAGCGGGGCGUUUGCCGAGGCUCUGAGAGGCUUCAUGGAGCAGACCCAGCGGGCGGUGGUGACUGAGGCUGUGACCAGCACGGACCUCCUGCAGGAGGUGCGCACCUCCCUCACAGGUCUGCGCGACACGCUGCUGGACUACCCCGACGUGAGCGGCCUCAUGGAUAGCAUGGCUGACCUGCCUGAAACUGAACUUGAUGCCAUGCUGGAGAUCUCGCUGCAUAAAGUGGCAUUGAAGCCCGUCUGCUCCCACCUGUACUCUUGCGUCCACGCCUUUCACAGUAGUGAUGGAAGCUUCCAGAAGCUCCAGGGCAACCAGCACACACUAGAGGGCCGCAGUCUGGAGGAGCUGGAGGGCACGGCCGGAGCAGGCGUUCCCGAUCCCGUCACCAUGGAGAAGAUCCAGCAGCGCUGGGCGUCCAUGCAUAAGGCCUAUUCCCCCAACAAGAAGGUGCAGAUCCUGCUCAAGGUGUGCAAGACCAUUUACCACAGCAUGAGCGCCAACGCCAAACCUGGUGUGGUCUUCGGGGCAGAUGACUUCCUGCCCUGUCUGACAUGGGUGCUACUUCGCAGUGAUGUGGUCACACUGCAAGUAGACACAGACUAUAUGAUGGAGCUCCUGGACCCCAUGCAACUACAGGGAGAGGGUGGUUACUACCUGACAUCCGUCUACUCCGCCCUCUUCUACAUCACCACCUUCCGUCCCCGCUUGGCAGCGCGCCAGCUUAGUGUGGAGGCCCAGCAGUCUCUCAGCCAAUGGCAUCGCAGACGGACCCUACACUGCAACCAGUCACGUAGAGGAGGUCACCGCAGGACUAUCCGCAGGCACACAAGCCCCAAGACCCCUAGAGGCACAUCGCUAGGGCCUGAGGGGGAGAGCAAGGACACUCUGGCGCUCCCUGUGGGGAGUGAGGAGACACUGCAGGUCAUUAAUGAGAACGUGAGCGUAGUGGACCUUUGUGUGGAGCAGUCUGAGCAUCAGACACGAGUGCCACAACCUGGAGACCACGAGUCUGCUGGGGUCAGAGGCAGGGACUCCGUAGCAUCUGGCACAGGGACCAGAACAGAAAGACUGGAGAUGGACGCCAAACAGGACCCUGUUGGGGUGACCGAGGGAGAGCACGGGGGCUCUGCUAGCCUCCUGAAGGGCCCAGCGGUUCUCUGGAGUAAGAAGGAGGAGGAGGCGGACACUGAGGGGGACAGUAGCAGUGCUGCUGAGGACUGAGGAGACUGAAGCAGACCACCUUGUGUUUCACAAAGGAAUCAAAUGAGCUGAUUAAUGAGCUGUUUCCAGGUUUUGACAGUAGGUGGCAGUAUUGUUUUUCAGUGAAAUUAUUGUAAUCCUGGGAGAUGAGAAAGAGUUUAAGUUAUAAGGUCUGUAAAUUGUGAUAUGCAUUUUCCUUGUAAGAAAAAGAAAAUGGAGAUAAAGAGAUUAUAAUGAUCACUGUUAAGCAAUGUCAAUAUGAACUUAUACAGCAUAAUUUUGCUGUUGAGUAACAACUUCAGAUGACCUCUCUCUGAAAGACCUGUGUGAGCUAUUCACACAUCCACAAAUAUUAUUAAA
Molecule: messenger RNA, 3535 nt
Organism: Alosa alosa (allis shad)
Lineage: Eukaryota; Metazoa; Chordata; Actinopteri; Clupeiformes; Clupeidae
Gene: rinl
Product: Ras and Rab interactor-like
Exons: 12
Coding region: 758-3196 (812 amino acids)
Biological process (GO): vesicle-mediated transport
Cellular component (GO): endocytic vesicle; cytosol
Molecular function (GO): small GTPase binding; guanyl-nucleotide exchange factor activity
Source: RefSeq, a predicted model, not a curated record